AUGAAAGAGGUGGAUUCCUUGCACAUCCAAUCGACACCUUCCAGAGAGUAGCUUCGGUUUUAGGUUGCCUUUCUUUAUUCUCUUUUCUAUUUUGCAUUUCUCCCUCUGCUCUCCGCCUUCUCUUCUCUCUCUGUAAUCUCACUCAUUAGUUCAAGACUUCAAGCUGGCGAUCGAAAACCAAGAAUCCACUGUCCGUGAAAUCAAGACCAAGAAGAGAAGAAUCAUGGGAGCUGGUGGACCUGAUGAAGAAGAUAACAGGUGGCCGCCAUGGUUGGAACCUCUGUUGAGAGAACAUUUCUUUGUUCAAUGCAAGCUUCAUGCUGAUUCUCACAAGAGUGAAUGCAAUAUGUUCUGCUUAGAUUGUAUGAAUGGCGCUCUCUGCUCUCUAUGUCUAGCUUAUCACAGAGAUCAUCGUUAUAUUCAGAUUAGGAGGUCCUCGUACCAUGAUGUGGUAAGGGUAUCGGAGAUACAAAAAUACCUGGACAUAACUGGCGUCCAAACUUAUGUUAUAAACAGCGCCAAGGUCGUCUUCAUCAACGAGAGGCCUCAACCAAGGCCCGGAAAAGGUGUCAACAACACCUGUGAGGUCUGUGACCGUAGCCUUGUCGACUCCUUCCGCUUCUGCUCUCUCGGUUGCAAGAUUGUUGGCACAUCAAGAAAUUUCCCGAAGAAGAAGAUGCACAUCUCCGCCGUGGCAUCGGAUUCCGAAGACUCGUACAGCUGCAGUAGCCUUGGAAAGGUGAAGAACUACAACAACAAAGUGCAGAGCUUUAGUCCUUCGACGCCGCCUCCGACAUCGGCGAAACGGAGAAAGGGGAUUCCCCAUCGAGCCCCAAUGGGAGGACUAGUCAUAGAAUAUUAGCCAUAGCCAUAGCGUUGUUCCUUUUUGUCCUUUUAAAGAUCCGCCAUUGUCACAGUAUUGUGUAUGUAUAAACAUGAGAAGCAAAAACCCAUUGAGUGUAGAAGUGGAGAAUGAUGGAAAAAUAAGCCCCCAAAAUAUGUUGAAGUGAUACAACUAGGAAGCUUCCCUUUUAGUGUUCACAAUGAUGGUACUUAGGCUUUUUAGCAAAUAAUAAUGGGGAAUAAUAUAUGUACAUAGGGUUUCGUUUAGUACAAGUUUUAGGGUUGAGGGUUAGCGAAAGGAAAUCACGUACUGUGCAAUCUAAAGUUAAUGUUUAUAAUUUUUGGUUAUGGAAAUGAAAUAAUAGUAAGGUUGGUC
Hibiscus syriacus is the source of this 1219-nucleotide messenger RNA. RefSeq lists its product as uncharacterized. The transcript is spliced from 4 exons. Bases 224 to 862 code for a protein of 212 amino acids. The record is from RefSeq and is a predicted model, not a curated record. NCBI's taxonomy places the organism in Eukaryota, Viridiplantae, Streptophyta, Magnoliopsida, Malvales, Malvaceae.